CACACGGCACACCCCACCCCACCCCACGCUCCUCACGACACUUGACCAUCUCUUCUGUGACCCGGUCCAUUCUUCCCCAAACCCUUUCUAAUUUUAUUUGCACGUUGCACGGUAAACACCAUUUGCGUGGUGCCUCAAAUUUUCUUGCACCGUCCUCCACCCAAGCAUUCGAUCGAUCGAUCGACCGUUCGGACUCUGCCUCCACAUAUCAAUCACCGACGACAGCAACCGCAACAAAUCGCAGACCCCACGCCUUCGCCAACUACCCUCGGUAACGCCGCCGCACCACCUUAUAAAAACUAGGCUUUGGACGGCACGCGCGGCCAUGCCUCCCGGGAGCACCGGAAUAACCGAGGGAGAUGCGCGACAAAGUUGGGAGCGUCAUCCGGCUCCAUCCACAUGAGACGAGGAGCGACAAGGUAAGGUUAAGACGGGAAUCUGCCGAGCGUGACGAGCAACAGCUCGGCGGCGACGGCCACGGCCACAGAAGCUCCUCCCGCUCCCUGAACGGCCAUCACCACCACCAUCGUCGGUGGCAGCCGCCGGGCGGUGGUAUGAUGAACGGCGGAAGCGGCAGCAUCAGCAAAUUGACCGGUGCUCUUCUGCUUCCCAAACGCGCCUUCAUCGCCGGCCUGUCGAUAGAGGACGUGACCGGGAUUGUGAGGCACCAUCCCCUUCCCUCUCUGUUGUGCUUUUCCUUGCUCUUCUUCAUGGCCGUGGAGUACACCCAUGGAAUGGUUCCUUCCUCGGCUCCUCCAGUGGACCUCGGUUUCGUCCUCACGCAGUCCCUCCACGGCCUCCUCGCCACCAGGCCCUCCCUCAACUCGGCCCUCGCCGCCCUCAACACUGUGUUCGUGGGAAUGCAGAUCGCGUACAUACUAUGGACGUUGCUGGUGGAGGGGAGGCCGCGGCCAACCAUCGCAACUCUCUUCAUGUUCGCUUGCAGGGGUACACUCGGAUCGGCUACCCGGCUCCCGCUGCCACAGGGCUUCUUGGGCUCGGGUGUGGAUUUCCCUGUGGGGAAUGUUUCCUUCUUCCUCUUCUUCUCAGGGCAUGUGGCAGCGGCGGUGAUUGCGUCUCUGGACAUGCGGCGGAUGGGGCGGCACGGGAUGGCCUGGACCUUUGAUGCCCUCAAUGUUCUGCAGGGGCUGCGGUUGCUCGCCUCCAGGGGCCACUACACCAUUGAUUUGGUCGUUGGGGUCGGAGCUGGUUUCCUCUUUGACAUCCUUGCUGGGAAUUACGAGUAUAGUAGGACGGGUGAGCACCAGAAACCGGAACGAGCAUGUUGCGCCUGCAAUUGCAACGGCAGCAGUUGAUAGCCAUUCCCAUGUAACGUAAAAACCUCCCACCGGCCUCUUUAUUCCCUUUUCCCUCUUUUUCCUUUUUUUUUUUCUUUUCCAUAUAAAUAAUUCCAUGGCACAGGAUUUCACCUCCCAAACCAGCAGUCACCAUUUGGUACCAGCAAAUACCUCGGUCACCAUCUUUGAAUUCACUAGCUCAGAAGGUCAGCAAUUUUUUUUUUGGGGGGCUUUUAGACAAUCAUAAACAUCACCAAUGUGAAAACUGGUACCGAGCCAGCUUAGCUUCUAAUGAGGUGGAAGCAGCAUUACAUCAAGCACAAAAUCAAGAUUGUCAACUGAGCUUCGACUAUUGCCUUUCGUUUUUUUUUUUUUUUUGGUAAGAAUACUAUGGCCUUCAUUACUGGCACUAUUAGGGCUAUCAAGACGAGCCCCAGAAAGACUAUCGCAUAUCAUAUAAGUUCUUUCAGGUGGAUUAUUAUUUGCAAUGAAUGACUUUGAUGGUAUUCUCCAAAUGCUUUCAAUCAA
This is a messenger RNA of Elaeis guineensis (African oil palm), 1826 nucleotides long. The record is from RefSeq and is a predicted model, not a curated record. Lineage: Eukaryota; Viridiplantae; Streptophyta; Magnoliopsida; Arecales; Arecaceae.